AACAUGCAAACCCGUCGCACAAUUCAUAAAUCGUUCUAUGCCAAUGUCCGUUGCGCCGCAAAGUAUUUGCAUACAUUUAUGUUCAAGCCAGACCACUUUCCCCUCUCCCCGCAGCCCCCGCCUCCCGAAUUCUCGUCACAUCCACCGGUACCACUGUGCCCCGACUACCAUCGCCGAUAGUUCCGGACGGGGGACUCGAUCGCCGUCGCGAUGCCUGAGCAGCCGACUGCCGAGCAAUGGGAGAGGCAUAGGCCCCUCAUUACCAAGUUAUAUACCACCAAAACACUCAAGCAUAUCAAAGAUGAGCUGUAUAACAGACAUGGGUUCUAUGCGACAGAUCGCAUGUACAAGGGACGGUUCAAGACUUGGGGUAUCGGGAAAAACAAGAAGCGCAAGCCCUUUGAGGCAUCACUGUCCGGAGACAUUGACCUAGGGUCGAACCUUGCUGCCGCACCUCGCAGCGAUAUCUCAAGCCCUACCCCUCCAUUUGAAGUAAACAUGGAGGAAGUUGGCAUGACCCCUGACAUGCUCUGCAAAGAGAUCGUGACAUUUGCGACAUCGAUACUCUCGAAACUUGUCCCAGGGCGGUCGCCGACUGUGGCAUGGGACGACUGUACUCCGACGGACGACCACCUCGCGAUUUACCGCACGCUUCAGAAGGAACUCAAGCAUGAAAGUCACCUGAGAGGUUGCCUUGUGAACAACCCAUCAGUAGCAGUCAAAUCGCAAAUGAACGACCAUGUCAACGAGCUGUUGAAGUCAUUUCACCCUGCGGUACCGAUUGGGAUUCUAAGCUCAUUCAACCAGUCAUCGGAUACUGUAGCCAUUCACGAAUUGGCGCGCUGCUUGGUGGAAUCUUCAAUGAUCAUCUUACCACGAGAUCACGAAUUUUCCAGAUUAGCGCGGAGAGUAUUACAGCUCCUCACAGACACUCUAUUCUCGGAUUUCAAAGCCCACAUGGAACGCAUUUGCGAUGAUCUCCAAGCGAACGUGCUCAAAGUCCUGGGUAGAUGGAGUUUAGUAAUGAUUUACCUGAUUUUCUUGCUCAACGCUAAAAAGGCAAAAAAUGAACAACAGACGGAUCCCAAGAUCUUGAAUAUGGCCUUGGAGCGAUAUACACACGUACAGUGCUCUUACUCAGACGAUCCAAAGCUUAUUGUUCAAUUCGGCCACUUCAUCCUAGGCUACUGCGUCCUCGUUGCAUCUGAAGCAGAACUAGCGACCAGUGUGCGGGAUAUGGCAGAACAAUGCUACGACCGCGCCGAGGCGUACCUAUUGGAGCGGGAAUCUUCGCCAAAUUCCAGAUAUGCAGAUAUCCAAGAUGCAAAAUCACAUUUUGGAAAGGCGUGUGCCGUCCUGGCGGACUGUCGCUAUGCACAGGCCACGCAGCAAGCGGAUAAGAUGCUUCGUGAUGAGAUCCACGACUCGUCGCGGAGACUUCUGCUAAUGUCAAUAGGGUGUCACGUCGAUACGGACAUGGCGACUAUGGCACAGUUUGAGCGACAGAAGAGGAAGCUUGAGGGUUGGUGCAGAGAUGCAGAGGAUUCGGAGAGGCAGAAGCAACUGGAUUGUAUCCGUGACCUCAUCCUCGGAAACGAGCAACGGCCAAAGGAUGGGCCUCUUCUUCCGAGGUUGAAGGUAUUGGCUGGUAAUUGAUUUUUGGAGAAGAGAUGGAGAGAAGUCCAUGACUUACAGCCGCAAAACUAGUGGGAAACUGGUGUAAGGCGAAAAUCUUGGUUGAGGCAAGUCCGAAUUACGAUGGACCCAAAAAAAAAAAAAAAAAAAAAAGAGAAGGAAAAUUGUCAUUGUGGGAACUCGAUGAUGCAUAGUUGUGUAAGGCAGAUUGUGUUUUUGAUGAGGCGUCAAUGGGCUGGGGUAGGGUAGUCGAAAAUUUACAAAUGGCUUGGUCCCCUGUUUAGCUCGAGUAAUCAGUCGCAUAUUUGCGGAUA
Messenger RNA from Colletotrichum godetiae, 1949 nucleotides. RefSeq lists its product as uncharacterized. The transcript has 2 exons. The record is from RefSeq and is a predicted model, not a curated record. The coding region runs from base 211 to 1656 and encodes 481 amino acids. NCBI's taxonomy places the organism in Eukaryota, Fungi, Ascomycota, Sordariomycetes, Glomerellales, Glomerellaceae.